AUGACCACCUUCGUGGACGACGCGGAUACCCAGAUCACCUACACUCCUGGCUGGAAAGUGUUCGCCAACGACGGCGGUAGCGUCCUCAGAACAAAACAUGGCGCAGCGUCUGCAGACCUCACAGCCACCUUCAGUUUCACAGGGACACAAGUGUCUGUCUGGGGGCUCGUGGGUUCUAACGACGUACACGGCUGGCCGACCACGACAUACGCAAUCGAUGGAAACGUCCUCGGGACGUUCACCGCGCCCCAAGUCGAUCCGCCCAGCUUUCGCGUCAACGUCACAUUCUUCUCCUCCGACACCCUCGCCGCUGGCCAGCACGAGCUCACAAUCACGAACGUGAACGGAACGGCGCCGAACGUGUACUGGCUCGACUUCCUCCUCUUCGCGCCUGCGGUGAGCAACUCGACCACCACCCCCGCGACCACUGGCGCAACCAGUGCUGCUGCACCUUCCCCGUCGAGCUCGGGCGUCCUUCUCACCACCGGAACAGGCUCAGGCUCAAGCAGCAGCAGCCCCGCCUCUCAGCCAACAGGAGGAAACGAGACAGCACCGUCGCGCUCGUCCUCCAGCUCCCACACAGCGGCUAUCGCGGGCGGCGUCGUCGGUGGUCUCGCGAUCGUCGCGAUCGCGGCCGCGCUCAUCAUUGGUCUCCGAAGGCGUCGAGGUCCACGACGAGAGAGCCGGCUCAUGCUAGAGGGCGAUGAGGACGGGGGCAUCAUGACCCAGGCGCUGCCGUUCACCGCGCAACAGGCUAGCGGGAGCACGAGCCUGUCCUCCAAAACCGCGCUGCCCGCAGUGCCCCCUGUGGGGGGCUCCCAGUCGGGUGCUUCGAUGGGCCGUACUCUUGAAGAGGUCGACUCUGGGCUGCGAUUGGCGAACGUGGGCGACGGGACUGUCAUUCUACCACCUCCAUAUACCCGCGAAUGA
Messenger RNA from Epithele typhae, 930 nucleotides. RefSeq lists its product as uncharacterized. The record is from RefSeq and is a predicted model, not a curated record. NCBI's taxonomy places the organism in Eukaryota, Fungi, Basidiomycota, Agaricomycetes, Polyporales, Epitheliaceae. The transcript is spliced from 3 exons. Bases 1 to 930 code for a protein of 309 amino acids.